Photinus pyralis (common eastern firefly) is the source of this 488-nucleotide messenger RNA. RefSeq names its product mitochondrial import inner membrane translocase subunit Tim13. Lineage: Eukaryota; Metazoa; Arthropoda; Insecta; Coleoptera; Lampyridae. The coding region runs from base 94 to 366 and encodes 90 amino acids. The transcript has 3 exons. The record is from RefSeq and is a predicted model, not a curated record.
AUAUAUAUAGUAACUUUUUCUGUUUGGGGAAAUUUGUCUAUGUUUAUUCUGAAUGUAACCUCAAUUUCGAAAAAAGAAAUAUAAAUUUCCAGAAUGGAUUCUUUGCCUUCCGGAUUAUCAAAUACUCAAAAAGAUGAGCUUAUGGAUCAAGUAAAACAGCAAAUCGCCGUGGCGAACGCCCAAGAGCUACUAACGAAAAUGACCGAAAAAUGCUUCAAAAAGUGCAUAAGUAAACCGGGCACCUCACUUGAUAACUCCGAGCAGAAAUGUAUUGCGAUGUGUAUGGACCGAUAUAUGGACUCGUGGAAUCUUGUAUCGCGAACAUACGGUGUUAGAAUACAAAAGGAACGGAACAGAAUGUCGUAGUAUCCAAUUGAAUUAGCGUAGUUAGUUAAUAAAAUCUGUUGGCGUUUUUAACUUAUAUUGCUCGCAGUUUUAUUGUUAAAAAAAACCAGUUAAGUACGUGAAUAAAUAAACAUUAAACAACA